CAGCGGAACUAAAGUGCACCGACGACCCUGUUUUAAGACUACGCUUUAGUCCGUCGAUCAAAUGUGUCCCCCAUGUAACUCAUCAUGAAUGAUUACGAAAAGCGUGUAGUUGUGCAACGUUAGGUUCAUGAAACCCGGCUUUUGUGGCUUUACAGUCAGCUUCUUCCAGAGAGACAAAGGUACGAUCGAAGGAGAGCGGUCUGUGAAUCUUUUUGCUGUCAUUGUCAGCUAAUGGUGACCUGACGACUGGAGUUGGCUAACGUUAGCUCUGCUAAGAUAAAGAUGGCCACAGUCUCACCUCACAGCCGCAGCCGAGCUGAGGAUGAGGACGACCCCGUGGAGCGGAUGAUAUCGCGCACCGGCUGUGCGGAGCUGCACUACGCCGUGCAGGAGUGCAUGGCCGAGCACCAGGACUGGCGCCGGUGCCAGCGGCAGGUCGAGACGUUCAAACAGUGCAUGGUGUCCUUCCAGGCCCAGCGGAGAGAGCAGCUGGCCAAGCAGCAGCCGGCCGCCACGGACUCUGCUCCCAGCUGAACACCGGACACCACACAUAAAGCCAUGCUUGGCGUGUGUGAGGAGGGAACAAAUCAGACUUUCUCUUUUACAAGUGAUCAGGAUCUGCUUUGAUUAUUAUUUGUACUAUUAAACAAUUAUCAGUAUGUACAUGAAACCCUGGCGUUGAUGUUGAACAUUGUGUGCUUGAAGGGGGAAUGGCAUUUGUUUUGCAGCAGAGUGCCACAAAGGUGCUCCUUUUCAUUAUGCAUAAUGAUUAGUAAAAUGUUUACUCGUUGGCUUGA
Messenger RNA from Myripristis murdjan (pinecone soldierfish), 797 nucleotides. RefSeq names its product cytochrome c oxidase assembly factor 4 homolog (gene coa4). The transcript has 2 exons. Bases 283 to 534 code for a protein of 83 amino acids. Gene Ontology annotation, cellular component: mitochondrial intermembrane space. Lineage: Eukaryota; Metazoa; Chordata; Actinopteri; Holocentriformes; Holocentridae. Gene Ontology annotation, biological process: mitochondrial respiratory chain complex IV assembly. The record is from RefSeq and is a predicted model, not a curated record.